UGUUUUUUUUUCGUAUAAGAACAGCAUUUAUACUGCUGAAUAGCGGGCUGGGAAUUUGUGAAUAUAGUGAACUUUCCGGUAAGACCGUAAAUGUGUAGUUGAAAAGUAAUAUCCAGUAAUAAAGCAUCUUGAAGCUGUACACUGAACGCGGAACACCGAGUCGUGGCUCCACGAUUGAAAUACGUUCUGUGGUGGAAUAUAGUCCCGCAGAUAACUGUGCGGGAGCUAACCGUUUACGUGGGCAGCAUUUUCAUCCUUACAAUAAGGUGGCAGAUGUGAGCGGCAGCUGAGACCACGGGAUCACAUCACAUCUGGUGCCGAGAGGAGGGUUCAGUAACCGGAGCCGGCGCUCGCACUGUACACCUGCCUUACAGUCACUGCGGUCACCGCGGGCGAGGACAGUCUGUGAGUGUUGCUUUGAUCCCAGCGUCCGCAGAUUAUUUUGUGUGUACCAUUGACUGCGGCUCCGUGGGCUGCUACUCGGAUGAACUCGGCCCGCUCAGUGCAGACGGUGGAGAGCAGCAAAGAAUUGGCUAGUGUUUCCGAAUUUUCAGCUGAAGGAAGGAAAAGGAAAGAAGAAAGCUUUACACUGCCCUGGGGUUUUGUGCCAUGAGAAAUGCUUCACUUGUGCUUUUCCCUCACUAUUGCGUUGUUGUGCAUCAUAACAGGGACUCUUUCAGAUUAUUGCAGCGAAACACUUCGCUAUUCGGAUGCUAUAGUUUCUCCCAACCUGAAGACGACCAAAAUCCUACGGGUUCCGCCGGCGGUUUCGAUGUCUGAAUGCAUAUCAGCCUGCUGUGACUUCCCUGACUGUGACUUGGCGUGGAUGUUUGAGGGUCAUUGUUACAUUAUGAGCUGUCAGAAUAUGGAGGAGUGUGAACCAAAGAAGACCAGCACCAUGGAGUCUUACUUGACCUUUGUGCGCAGGUCGAGCAUGCAGGCAGCCUCUUACAAAAGCAGAGGAUAUUCCACGGGGAUGGAGGAAGAAUCAACUUCAGUGGAGAGGGACAGUAAUCUGGAAGAUCUCUAUGCGGAACACCUGAGCCUUGAUGAUGCUAUAGCAGCGGAGUCCACAGGAAAUUACAAGGAAAUGCCCAUUACUGGUGGGAAUUUACAGGAUUCCAGCAAGGAUCAGGAACCGAUACAUAGGUCACAAGGCUGGUUUGUGUGGGACUCCAAAUAUGAUCUCAAUGUGUCUCCGGUGACCGCUGGUAAGCUCAGUGAUAAAAAUGAGGAGGUUAAGUCAGCUGGAGUUCACAGCAGGGUUCCUCUAGACAUGACUGUUCCAAAGAAUGGAUCUCAGCAAGAGGAGUGGGUUGAUGAUGCAAAGGAAGAGGCAAGAGAUACUGCGACAUUUCUCCCACUGGAGUUGGUGCGUAAAGGAGAUCUUCAGCGCAAUUCAAAUGAAACUAAAAAUGGCAUCCAAGAGGAAGAUGUCUUUUCUUCAAAUUCAUCACUUCCCAAAUCAGUCACUGCGAUGCCUGGUUCGGGGACCAACAGCUUUGCAGUCACACAUCAGGAAGGGCCUGGAGAAGGUGUGCAAGCUGUAACUCCCAUAUCUGAAAACUCUCUGGCCUCACAGUCUGCUGUCACAGAGUCUGCAGAAAAUAAGCAACGAGUGAAGGAACUGAUUGUAUCAGCUGGAACUAAUGUAGUGAUCACUCAACCCAAAAAUUCUGUGGAACUGAAUACCUUUGUACUCCCUGCUCCAUCUGCAGAAUCACCUUACAGUUACAAAUGGAGUUUAGUGAGCCAUCCUGUGGGCUUCGAAGGUUUGAUGGAAGGCAAGGAUUCCCAGACACUGAAGCUAUCUCAGUUGUCAGAGGGCCUGUAUGUUUUCAGAGUCUCAGUGUCUGGAGAUGGUGCUUAUGGAGAAAGCUUUGUCAACGUCACGGUGAAUCCUGCCACACGUGUCAACCAGUCUCCAGUAGCCAUCGCCUCUCCAGAGGUACAGGAAGUGUCCUUGCCUACGAUGUCAACGUUUAUCGAUGGAAGUCGAAGUACUGAUGAUGACAGGAUCGUUAGCUACCGCUGGGAGGAGAUUAAGGGCCCUCUGCGAGAACAGAAGGCAUCAGGAAACACAGCCAUUCUGCACCUGUCCAACCUAGUUACUGGUAACUACACAUUUAGACUUACUGUACUGGACUCAGAUGGGGCCGAGAACUCAACUACUGCCAGAGUUAUUGUCAGCAAGCCGAUGGACUAUCCGCCCAUUGCCAAUGCUGGUCCGAACCAAGUGGUAACCCUACCAUGUAAUAACAUCACCCUGAAUGGGAACCAGAGCACAGAUGAUCACAAGAUUGUAAGCUAUGAGUGGUCACUCGGUCCUAACAGUAAGGGCAAGGUCGUUGCUAUGCAGGGUGUGCGGAGUCCUUACCUUCAGCUGUCAGCGAUGCAGGAAGGCGAUUACACGUUUCAGCUGACUGUCACAGACUCUGCAGGGCAGCAGUCCUCAGCAGAAGUUACUGUCAUCAUACAGCCUGAAAACAACAGCCCUCCUGUGGCAAUCGUGGGCCCUGAUAAAGAAUUAAUAAGCCCAGUUGAAAGUACUACUUUGAAUGGAGAAGGGAGUACUGACGACCAGGGUAUUGUGUCAUACCACUGGGAGAAAAUCAGUGGUUCUGAUGUGAAAAUUGAAGGUAAGGACAAGGCUGUAGCCACGGUCUUGGGUCUCCAUGUUGGGAUGUACCAGUUUAGAUUAACUGUCACUGACCAACAGGGGCUGAACAGCUCAAAGACUCUGACGAUCACCAUCAAAGAAGAGAUCAACAAUCGUCCUGUGGCUAAUGCUGGAGGUAACCAAUUUUUGACAUUACCCAACAACUCCAUCACUCUGGAUGGCUCCAGAUCUACUGAUGACCAAGCCAUUGUAUCUUACCUGUGGACUAGAGGUGGCCAGAGUCCAGCUGCAGGUGAGGUAAUGCGUGGCUCAGACCACGAUGCAGCACUUCAGCUGGUCAACCUCGUCGAAGGGAAGUACAUUUUUCACCUGAAAGUCACUGAUGCAAAGGGCGAGUCGGACACAGACAGCGCCAUUGUUGAAGUGAGGCCAGCAGACCCAAAGAAGAAUGACCUGGUAGAGCUGGUGCUCCAAGUCCACGUGAGCAACCUGUCUGAGCAGCAGAAGGGCACUCUUGUGCGGCAGCUGGCAGUACUGCUCGGGGUCCUGGAUAAAGACAUCAACAUCCAGAAGAUUCAGGCACAUUCUGAGUCCAGCACAGCAUUAACAUUCUACGUCCAAGGUGGGCAGCCAGACCGUGUGUACAAAGGGGUGGAUGUGGUGAGGACUUUGCAGAAACAGCUAGUGAGAGAGAAGGUGGACUUUUUGCUUUUUAAGACCCUGAAUAUAGAUACAGUUGUUUGCUUUCGGAAGUGCUCUGCUCACGGGGACUGUGACCCAUUUACCAAGCGUUGUGUCUGCUACCCGUUCUGGAUGGAGAAUCUCAUGCGGCGUUACGUUGGAGACGGAGAAAGCAACUGUGAGUGGAACAUAUUAUACGUGAUUCUGUCAAUGUUUCUAACAAUCAUCAUCAUUGGAGGAAUUUGCUGGACUUGUAUUUGUUGUUGUAGGAGAAAGAGGACAAAAAUAAGGAAGAAAAACAAGUAUACUAUUUUGGACAAUAUGGAUGACCAAGAACAGGUGGCAUUGAGACCUAAGUAUGGUGUGAAACACAAAAGCACCGAACACAAUUCGAGUCUAAUGGUAUCGGAAUCAGAGUUUGAGAGUGAUCAGAACAUACUGUUUAGCAGAGAAUCCAUCGAGACCGAGAACUUUAAAGCUGAGCAGAGGAAGAAAAAAAAGUGGAUGAUUCUAAAGACAGUAAAGCAUUUUUUAAACUGCAGAAUUUUGGUGUACUCUGGAAAAGACUAAUGGAAGGUCUGAAGGAAAAGUUGAAAAUUUUGGUUAGGUUCACUACGAUGAGCAAUCCUUAACUGCAGAAUGGUUUGCCAGAUUGUAUCCCUUGAAAGACUUAUGUCAGCUUCCUGUAGCUUUGUGAUUCCAGCCAUUUCUGUUAGUUCUGUGUGCAAAUGUGAGAUAAGUCAGCAGCGGCAACAUAAAGGGAUCUGGAUCAAACCUCUAUAAGUGCUUUCUCUAUUUACAUUGAAAUACCAUUUGAUAAUGUUUACAGUCUAGCAAACAUAAAGUGCAUUUGAAAAACCUCAUGAGGCAUUUAAUGAUAAACAUUAAGGCUGCAAAAUUAAAUGUAGCUAAAAUAAAGUUCUUUGUGUUUGUAACCAUGAAAACCAUUUGUGCUAUAAAGCAUAUAUUCAGGAAUCUUCCUGUGCAAAACCUGUUGACCAAUUGGUCAGGUCAACAUACAGAUGAAAAACUAAAAAAACAAAGCUGUAGGAAGAAUUACUGAUUCAAAUUAGAAACCUCAUUUGGUAUAAUUGUCAUAAUUGAGGCUGGAGGAACAAUUAAUAAUUCCCCUCCGAAUUUAUGCAAUUGUCCCCAGUGAGAAACUACUCCCGAUACAUAUUGUGCAUUUUCUGGAAGUGUCACCCUCAAAACAACUGGAUGAGUUACUUUUUAUAUCUUCUAAACUGGAGGGACUGGACACUGAGAUUAAUGCAUUGGGUUAUAGACACUAAACAGGAUAAUGGAUUGCCAUGCUCUUCCAACAGUGUUAUGGGAUCUUUAAACUACAGUGUACAAAAAUAAAAGUCAAAGAAAUAAACAACCGGCAGGCUUAUCUGACUGGCGGCAAAUGAACUGCCAGUGCCUCCCUUUAAAUGUCUGUGUCUUCAGUUCUGUGUUUCCCUGCAACUCCCUCUAGAGGAGCAAGCCCCAGCAGCCAAUGAUAGGCUACUUGAGAGACUGAGUUGGGAAGAGGACAUUCUCUUGCCUGAUAUCUUGGGCAUUUUCCCUGUGAGUACUCCAUUACUCUUGCUGAAGCAUUUUUAUUACUCCGUGUCAUUGUAUGAAUCUGUUCCUGUUGGCUUUUUAAACUACAUGAAGAAAUGUGGAGGUUGAAGAAAUUUAAUUAAUUUGUUAGGUUUACAUAUUCUCUCACAGGCCUAGAACUGUGUGUUUGGAGAAGGCAGGCCAAAUGCUUUUUGCUGUGGAUGAGUUACCUUGAGGAUUUGGAUGAACGAUAAGUAAUUUAAUCUACAGAAUAAGAUGCACUUCAUUGCCUUUUGACCAUUCUAUCCUCCAGUAUCCUGAUAUGAAAAAAUUAUAGCUUUGGUAAAUUCAGCACCUCCUGCUUUAAAUGUUCCUUCAUGUUCCAGUGGAAUCAGAUUCCCAAUAUACUUGCAUCAAUGGCAUUAUACAUCAUUUAAAGAAUUCCAGAACAAAAAAUGUCCACCCUCAAGGUAACAGGUGAUUAAGAAAAUUUCAUGCACCAGUGAUUUUCUAUGUUGAUCCCAAACCCGAAUUAAUUUUGCUUCUGUACAGUUUAGUUGUCAAUAAAUUUACAAAUUCUUUAGCCUGAACUACUCAGUGUACCAUGGUAAUAUUUUCUGCUGCUUUGGAGGAAUUAUGAACAUAAAACUGUUCUAAUAGUACCAGCAGAAGUUCAAAAUAGAACACAAUUAGACCAGUAGCAGAGGAUACCAUGUUCCCUAGAUUUGUUCUUCACAUUCCUUUACAGGGAAUUAUCCAGUAUUUGUUAAAAUAUACACAUUCCUUUUUCUCUUGAAUGAUGGAAAGGCCUUAAGGUUUACACUACAGAAAACUUGAAUGUGUGUUUAGGUUUUAGGGAUUUGCCAUUGCCAAGCAGGUUAUUUUGCAUAAGAAUACUAAAUUAAUACAAAUAAUGCACCUAUUACCAAUUAGUGGCUAACCCAAGUAUCCAGGAGUCACUGAAACAAACAUAGCCUAAACAAUAU
Messenger RNA from Mobula hypostoma (lesser devil ray), 5832 nucleotides. RefSeq names its product dyslexia-associated protein KIAA0319-like. The record is from RefSeq and is a predicted model, not a curated record. Gene Ontology annotation, cellular component: plasma membrane; cytoplasmic vesicle. The transcript has 22 exons. The coding region runs from base 617 to 3871 and encodes 1084 amino acids. Gene Ontology annotation, biological process: neuron migration. NCBI's taxonomy places the organism in Eukaryota, Metazoa, Chordata, Chondrichthyes, Myliobatiformes, Myliobatidae.